CUCAUCACCAUGAACACCCUUGAUAAUUACCGGAUCCAAUGGUCGCACAGGUGACGAUUCUGCAAAUCGCAUAUUGAACCCCUCCCGGCAGACGAAAUGGCAGUUGAGGAACCCGAAAUCGAUGCCGGAUCGGCUCAUAACUCGCCGGGCGAUAUCCAUAUCGAGAAUGCUUCCUUGAUACCCAGGUCUGAGACGGCGCUGAACAUUGAGCCUAAUGGCAUGACCAGACCACAGGCAUUCAAUCUUUACACAUCCCACUUGCUUUCUACUUGGAAUAUUAGGACUUAUGAGUUCGCAGCGAUUAUCUUCACGGCUGCGGCUUAUCCAGAUACUCUCAUUGCCGCCGCCAUACGGGGGGUUGUGAGAACCUUGGCUUCAAUAUGUUUCUCUUCGAUGGCUGGAAGAUGGGUUGAUCAAAGUCCCAAUCGAUUGAAAACUCUACUCCGCACAAUUUCAGCAAACAGACUUGCAGUUAUUGGUGCUUCGAUGCUAUGGUUCUUCGUCGUUGAACCUCUCAAUGGCCUUCCCGAAGGAGCAAAGUUUGGUCCUUCUCUCGGCGACCUUUCUUCAAAGUUUAUUUUGAAAGGGGCUAUGUUUGGACUCAUUCUUCUUCUUGGUAUCCUUGAGAAUCUCAGCGCUUCUGGGAACAUGUUAUCCAUGGAGAGGGACUGGAUUGUCACAGCGGCUUCCGACGACGGCCAGCCAUACGACUUGACCCACCUCAAUGCCGCUAUGAGAAGAAUUGACCUCAUAUGCAAACUCAUUGCACCAAUUCUCAUAUCAGUCAUUGUAUCAGCAACAGGUACGAGGAUCGGAGUGCUCGUUGUUGGCGGAAUGAACGCAAUGAGCUGGGGCGUCGAAGUAUUUUGCGCCAAGAGGGUAUGGAACCGAAACCCUAGGCUAAAAGCCACCAAGGUGGUGAGCGUACAAACUGAGCGCGGAAAUAUCGUACCAGACCUCUGGUCUCGAUCCAACUCGAACCAAAUGUCCGAAGGCUUUCGCCGCUACUUUCAAGAAUUCAAGCACUACUUCUCUUCACAAGUCUGGCCCGCUUCCCUGGCACUGGCUUUGCUCCAUCUCUCAGCUCUAUCAUACGGGGCUACAUUCAUCACCUUUUUGUUGAGCGUGGGAUUUUCUCUCGAUCUGAUUACAGUCGCUCGAGCAGCAGGGAGUAUUGUCGAAAUCAGCAGUACAGUUGUUACGCCAGUUGGCGUUCAAUAUCUCGGGAAAGCUCGGAAUCAUGGAAACUUCCGUGGAGAGAGUCGAGAGAGUGAAGAUUCGGAAACAGCACUGCUCGAAGAAUCCCCGGAUGUGGAAAGAAGGACGGAAACUGGCCUGGAACGGUUGGGUCUCUGGGGCAUCUCUUGGCAGCUUCUCAACCUCGUUCCAGUGAUGUUAGCUAUAUGGUCACUUUCUUCAGGCGCGCCAGAUGGCUCAAUGCCACAUCUCGUCUCACGAAAUCUGGGAUCCAUCACCUCCCAGCCUCUCCUCGCGUUCGUCCUCUUCUUCUUCCUCUCAAUUUCCAGAUUAGGGCUUUGGAUCUACGAUCUCACAACCCAGCAACUGACACAGACCAUGACAUCUCCUUCGCAAAGAUCCUCGUUCACAGGGGUGGAAAAUAGCCUCAUCUCUGUGUUUGAACUUGUACAGCACCUUGUAGCGAUUAUCCUGCACCGGCCGGAGCAAUUCAAGUGGAUUGCUUUGAUGGGCUGGACAGCGGUUGCGGUGAGCGCUUUGAUUUAUACUGGGUGGGUGUGGAGGAUGAGGGGCCAUUUGGUGCAUUGGGAAAGGCUUGGGAAGAGCUGUGAGUGUAUCAAGAUUCGACGUUGAUCAUUGAAGAGGAAGCUAUAGAAAGCCAUGGGAUGGUGUUUUUAUUUAGCGUUUAGAGCAGGUGCAUAGUGAACUAGUCACUUGAUACUUGGCAAAUAUUGGGGAAGGGAAUGAUCCACUCUCAUCAAAAUGUGC
Hyaloscypha bicolor E is the source of this 1965-nucleotide messenger RNA. RefSeq lists its product as uncharacterized. Gene Ontology annotation, cellular component: membrane. The transcript is spliced from 4 exons. NCBI's taxonomy places the organism in Eukaryota, Fungi, Ascomycota, Leotiomycetes, Helotiales, Hyaloscyphaceae. Gene Ontology annotation, biological process: iron ion transmembrane transport. The coding region runs from base 97 to 1830 and encodes 577 amino acids. Gene Ontology annotation, molecular function: iron ion transmembrane transporter activity. The record is from RefSeq and is a predicted model, not a curated record.